AUAGCACCACAUCCCACCCCCCAACCCCCGCUAAAACCAACGAUGAUAACCGAUGUAACUUACUUACUUACAUCCAGCUAGCCCCGUUCACCGGUCGGAGCAGAAUGAUUCUCCGGCAGCUGGCCCGCGCCGCCCAAACCUGUUUGUUAUAAACCCAGCCGCCCGUUCCCCUAUUAUCUGAUGAUCUGAUUACUCCAUUAUCUGAUUAUCUCGGCCACUUGAUUAUCUGAUCAGGCCGACUCGGUGCUGAACUGUCCAAAUGGCCUCUCGGAGGAGCCAAUGGAGCCGAAUGCUGGUUUUCACCACCUGUCUGCUGGCAGUUUCGGCUUUUAAUUAUGGAUUCAGCGAUCAGGCGUUUGCGUCGUGUCAGGCGAUGGAUUCGUUUGAGCGUCAGUUUGGGGUUUAUCAUCCUACUACGGGGAAAUAUAAGGUCAGGCCGAUGUUUACGUCGCUGUAUAACAGUUUGAAGGCCGCUACGCAGAUUAUUGGCGUUUUUAUUGGUGGGUAUAUUAGCAAUACGUAUGGGAGGAAAAUCUGCAUUUUUAGUAUGAAUCUUUAUGCCCUGGCGAGUGCGGCGGUGGUGGUGAGCUCGACCACGGAUGGGCAGAUUCUGGCAGGGAGGGCGUUGCAUUACAUCUACCUAGGCAUGCAAAUGGCCGUCAUCCCAACCACCCUCGCCGAACUCGCCCCCCGAAACGUCCGCGGCGCCAUGGGCGUUCUCUACUGGCUUAGCAUCAAAAUCGGCGGUCUAGUAGUCACCGGCAUCGCACGCGGAACAUCCAGCAUUUCCACCAACACGGCAUGGCGCAUCCCCUUCGGCCUGAUUCUCGUGAUCCCAUUCAUAUGUAUUUUCCUCGUAUGGAUUAUGCCCGAAUCACCACGAUGGCUUCUCCUCCGCGACCGACAAGAAGAUGCCUUCCAGGCGCUGAAACGCUACCGAUCCCAAAACACGCCCGAGAGUGAAAUCCAAGAGGAUUUCGAUGAAUUGGCGCAGAAGGUUGCGGCACAAAUGCAGAAGAAAAAGUUCAAGGAUUUGUUUACUCCGAAGAACAGAGAACGGACGUUUGUGGUUGUUGCUGCGAACUUCUUCCAGCAGGCGUCGGGGCAGGCGUUUGCGUCGCAGUAUGGGACGCUUUUUGUGAAGCAGCUGAAGUCGGUGAAUCCGUUUAGUGUUACGUUGGGUACUAAUGCGGUGGAUAUUGGGGCGUUGAUUAUUUCGACGGGGUUGAGUGAUCAGGUUGGGAGGAGGAUGCUUUUCCAUACGAGCGGAAUUCUGGAAACGGCUGCGCUAAUGACGAUGGGUGGUCUUGGGACUGCGGAUUCCAAGAACGUGGCUGCCAAAGAGGGUAUUGUGGCUAUGUUGCUGCUUUACAGCUUUGGGUGGUCGCUUGCCUGGGCGCCGCUGGUGUAUGUGCUGGGUGCGGAACUGCCGUCGGCGCCGUUGCGGGAAAUGACGCUUCAAAUUGCGUAUACGAUGAAAUUGGUCACUGAAUUCGCCGUCACUUUCUCCUACCCAUACCUCGAAACCGCCAACGACCCAGGUCACGUCGACAUUGGAGGUAAACUGGGAUUUAUUUACGGUUCGCUAUCCGCGGUUUCGGUGAUAUUUGGAUACUUCUUUAUCCCCGAGACGAGACGAAUGGAAUUGGAGGAUAUUGAUAAAAAGUAUGAUUCGUCGACGGAUAGUGAAAUGGUGGAGAAGGUGGAGUAUCAGCUUGAUUCUCAGAAGGAAAGUCAUCGAGGAGCGUCGAGACCUGUGGAUGCUUGAUGGGAAUGCCAACUGUGGUUGUGGGUUUACUGCAUCUUUUGGUAUAUAGAAGUCUUUUCAUGAUAAGUAUUGAUGCCGCGAAAACUGGUUGUAGAUAGCAUGAUGCCAUGAACAUAAAAAUUUGAU
Aspergillus sclerotioniger CBS 115572 is the source of this 1894-nucleotide messenger RNA. RefSeq names its product sugar transport protein. NCBI's taxonomy places the organism in Eukaryota, Fungi, Ascomycota, Eurotiomycetes, Eurotiales, Aspergillaceae. Gene Ontology annotation, molecular function: carbohydrate:proton symporter activity. The record is from RefSeq and is a predicted model, not a curated record. Gene Ontology annotation, biological process: carbohydrate transport; transmembrane transport. Gene Ontology annotation, cellular component: membrane. Bases 260 to 1768 code for a protein of 502 amino acids. The transcript is spliced from 5 exons.